Lates calcarifer (barramundi perch) is the source of this 2222-nucleotide messenger RNA. It is a transcript of the gene idh1, whose product is annotated as isocitrate dehydrogenase (NADP(+)) 1. The record is from RefSeq and is a predicted model, not a curated record. Gene Ontology annotation, molecular function: isocitrate dehydrogenase (NADP+) activity; NAD binding; magnesium ion binding. The transcript is spliced from 8 exons. NCBI's taxonomy places the organism in Eukaryota, Metazoa, Chordata, Actinopteri, Centropomidae. The coding region runs from base 47 to 1291 and encodes 414 amino acids. Gene Ontology annotation, cellular component: cytosol; mitochondrion; peroxisome. Gene Ontology annotation, biological process: isocitrate metabolic process.
UCAAUGUUUGUGUGCAUGUCCCCUUUGUCUUCCACCAGGCUUUAAGAUGUCUCAGAAGAUCAAGGCAGGCUCUGUGGUGGAGAUGCAGGGAGAUGAAAUGACUCGGGUCAUCUGGGAGCUCAUUAAGGAGAAGCUCAUCUUCCCCUACCUGGAGCUCGACCUGCACAGCUAUGACCUUGGUAUGGAGAACCGAGAUGCAACAGAUGACCGGGUGACGGUUGAGGCGGCAGAGGCAGUCCGCCGUUACAAUGUGGGCAUCAAGUGCGCCACCAUCACACCAGAUGAGAAGCGAGUGGAGGAGUUCAAGCUUAAGCAGAUGUGGCGCUCGCCCAAUGGGACCAUCCGUAACAUCCUAGGAGGCACAGUGUUCAGGGAGGCUAUCAUCUGUAAGAACAUCCCCCGCCUGGUGCCCGGCUGGGUCAAACCCAUCAUCAUUGGCAGACAUGCCCACGGAGACCAGUACAAAGCCACGGACUUUGUGGUGCCUGGGCCUGGGAAAGUGGAGAUGACCUACACGCCCACAAGUGGAGAGCCAAUUAAAUUUGUCGUUCAUGAGUUUGAGGGCACAGGGGGUGUAGCCUUGGGGAUGUACAAUACAGACAAGUCCAUCAGGGACUUUGCCCACAGCUCCUUCCAGAUGGCUCUGUCCAAAGGCUGGCCUCUCUACCUCAGCACCAAGAACACCAUCCUGAAGAAGUACGACGGUCGCUUCAAAGACAUCUUCCAGGAGAUCUACGAGAAGGAAUACCGUGCUCAGUUUGAGGCCAAAGGCAUCUGGUAUGAGCACCGGCUGAUAGAUGACAUGGUGGCCCAGGCCAUGAAAUCUGAGGGAGGCUUCAUCUGGGCCUGCAAGAACUAUGAUGGAGACGUACAGUCUGACUCUGUGGCACAAGGCUAUGGCUCCCUGGGUAUGAUGACCAGUGUGUUGAUCUGUCCUGAUGGACGCACAGUGGAGUCUGAGGCCGCCCAUGGCACAGUGACCCGCCACUACAGACAACACCAGCAGGGAAAAGAGACCUCCACCAAUCCCAUAGCCUCCAUCUUUGCAUGGACACGGGGCCUGCUCCACCGGGCAAAGCUGGACAACAACACAGAGCUGCGAGUGUUCUCUGAGGCACUGGAGGCCGUUUGCAUCGAGACCAUCGAGGCCGGUUUCAUGACCAAGGAUUUGGCGAUCUGCAUCAAAGGACUGCCAAAUGUGACACGUGCAGACUUCUUGAACACCUUCGAGUUCCUGGACAAGCUGGCAGAAAACCUGAAGAUUAAGCUAGCCAACCAGCCCAAACUGUGAUCUCACCUCGCAGCCUCUGCAGUUAAAACACAAACACAAACACACACGCACACAGAUGACAUCUACACAGCCACUGGAAUUAACACUGGAGCAGGGAGGAGUGUGCCCCAGAACUCCAGGAGAUCAAAUCAUUCCCUAAACUGGGCUCUGAUCGAGCAGGGUGCCUUGUCCACAAGAAAGGGGAAUGGAGGCUUCUGACCAGUAUGGGCCAACAUCCCUGUUGAUGUAUCACCACUAGACAAAAAGCCAACCUGAAAACACAACUCAAACAUUAACAGUGUCCAGGAAUGACGCUGGACGAAUGAACUGAUGGCCCAGUGACCUUGUUUACCUGAAUUGCACUAGGUCCCCUGAAGUGUGUGUGGUGUGUGUUGUCAGUAUUUGUUGGUGAUCUGUGCUAGACAGGGGACAUGAUUAGUCUAGGGGAGAGACUCUAGACCCUCACUGCCUUAUUUGUUUUGUGUCAAAGUCAUCAGUUGAUUCUGGUCAUCUCCUAUGUCUUGUAAUGAUUUAACAAUACCUCAGGCAACAUUGUAUGAUUUAGCACCAGAUGAAAGAAAACAGUAGUAGCACUGUCUGUAUUUCACUAAUGAAAUUUUAUGGUUAUGCAUCAUGAAACACAUAAUAUAUUGACUGACUGUCAUUUAUAGCAAUCAAACAAGGGUUGUGACUCUUCUUACACAAUUUGUAAACAGUUUUCAGACCACAGUACAUGCUUUUAGAUUUUGUACUCAUUAACUUUACUAGUCACAGUUGGUAAAGAAAUGUAUUUAUUUGUCCUUCCUUUAUGUGUGUGUGUGUUUUAAUACCCAGUUUGUCGUCAGUGCAUAUCCUGCCAAAAUAUCUACAUCACAUUCUCCAUCUGUUGGUGUGUAAUCAACAUUAUGUUCAUUCCUCAUUAUAACUCAUAAUAAAUGAGUUUUUGAAGAAA